CGGAUUAAUCCCAUCAUCUACGAAGAGGUCGUUAAUGCUAUACGAAUCGAGCUUCCAGAGUCCGUUGAAUGGACUGAGGUUCCCGUUGUGCAUAAACUGAUGCGCAUUGUUGCAAUGGCUUCUGGUCGUGCUUUUGUUGGACCUGAGCUCUGUCGAAACAAAGACUAUGUUAACAUCUCAGUCAGCUAUACUGUUGAUCUUAUGAUGGCGAUACAAGCAGUCUCUAGCAUUCAGCCACAUAUGCGACCUUUUCUAGCGGCAGGUAGGCCCGAGGUUAAAAGAGUACAACAGCGUGUUGCUGAGGCAGAUAUGUUUCUGAGACAAAUUGUUGAAGCAAGGCGGGAGGCUGCUAAAACCCCUAACUAUCAGAAGCCAGAUGAUAUGCUACAGUGGAUGAUAGAAUCUCAGAAGAAGUUUGGCCAGAAGGAGGACAGAGAGCUUGCAAGAUGUCAAUUGGCUAUAAUUGUUGCUGCUAUUCACACAACGACAGUUACAAUAACCAACGCGUAA
Molecule: messenger RNA, 510 nt
Organism: Colletotrichum graminicola M1.001
Lineage: Eukaryota; Fungi; Ascomycota; Sordariomycetes; Glomerellales; Glomerellaceae
Exons: 1
Molecular function (GO): monooxygenase activity; oxidoreductase activity, acting on paired donors, with incorporation or reduction of molecular oxygen; iron ion binding
Source: RefSeq, a predicted model, not a curated record